Peromyscus leucopus (white-footed mouse) is the source of this 3983-nucleotide messenger RNA. RefSeq names its product chromosome 5 C8orf34 homolog (gene C5H8orf34). The record is from RefSeq and is a predicted model, not a curated record. NCBI's taxonomy places the organism in Eukaryota, Metazoa, Chordata, Mammalia, Rodentia, Cricetidae. Bases 924 to 2189 code for a protein of 421 amino acids. The transcript has 11 exons.
UCGCUUUUGUUUCAUCUCUGUACCAAAUGCCCAAGGGUUGCUUCUAGCCCUUGGGUGUAUGCGCUUUGGGAAUUUUCAGUCAGUUCUCAGAGUGUAACGCCAACUGACUUGCUCAAGGCCAAGCCAGAUAAUUUUUUCUCCUCCUCCUCCUCAUUCUUAUUUUAAAGAUAAGCAACUUUGUUUUCUCGGCAAAACCCACCCACUUAUUUUCAUUUCUGGCUUUCUCUCAUCCCGGGCUAGUGAAGGCAGAGCAUGUGCCCAGGAGAAGACCACCCUGGGCAGUGAGGACCAUCCUCUUUGGAACUGCGGUUGUAGCUGCCAAGGAGUAGCCAACAAGCACCAGAUUUAUGUGCACUUUGAAAGAAGCACCUUUACCAUUGGCUUUUUGAGCGGCGCUGUCGCUAGGGAGCGAGCACCGCCUCGGGGAGCAGCCCGGGCACUGGCUCCUGGCAGCCCCGGAGCAGGGCGCACACCGUGGCGCGCUUUGGGCGGCUCCGCGCGCUGUCGCCCCUGCGGCCGGCACUGUCCCCCAGCUCGGCUUCCAGAGGCGCUGCACAGACUCUCGCCUCUGGCCACCGGCUCCUACUGCUGCCGCCCAGAGGACAGAGGAGCCUCUGCCUGUGAUUUCCCCGCGGCGCGGCGCUGCGGAAAGCGGAGCGGGUGGGCGCGAGCUGCAGGACGCGAUGGAGUUCUCCCCUCGCCUCGGAGUUGCCUGAGUUAGUAGAGCCUCGCGGGGUUCCCUGUUCCCUGCUCCCCGUUUCCUACGGGCUCGCGGCUCAUCAUUCACUCGGGUGCUGCCCACCCACCGCUGUGCCAGGGAGCCCAGGCUCCAGACCUCCUGUCCCGGGUACAUUUGGGGGCAAAGGAGGGCUAUACCCAGCCAAGGCGCACUGUCUUCUCUCCGCUGACCCAUCUUUUUCUCCAUGGCGUCUCGUCAACAAACCCGAAUCCAGGCUUACCUGGAGAAAAACAAGAUCGGUCCUCUGUUUGAGGAAUUAAUGACCAAGCUAAUAACUGAGACACCUGACCAGCCAAUCCCAUUUCUCAUUGACCAUCUUCAGUCUAAGCAAGGGAGCCGAGGACAACUGCAAAGAACUUUGUCUGGGUCAGCAGCUCUCUGGGCAGAAAGUGAAACAUCAGAACCCAAAGGAACAAGAAGGGAUUUCAGAAGCUAUGAUAAACCCUGGCAGUUGAAUGCAAAGAAGCCUAAAAAAUCAAAAAGCGACCUUGCUGUGUCUAAUAUUUCUCCUCCAUCACCAGACUCCAAAUCAUUGCCAAGGUCAGUAGAACAUCCUAAGUGGGACUGGCGGACUAAACCACAAAGCCGUGAUUUUGAUGAAUUGAACCACAUCCUUCAAGAGAGCAAGAAGCUGGGGAAAGCCCUUGAGAAUCUCUCUCGAAGUAUUGCGAUUUCAGAUGAACUUGAUAAGGAGACAGUGGCUUUCAAUUCCUCUCUUCUGAGACCCCGCGUGAUUGGGGAGUGGAUUGGCAGAGCAGAAAACGAUGCUGAUCCCUUGGCAGCUGAAAUGCUGCAGCCCCCGGUUCCAAGGAGUAAGAACGACCCAUGGGAAAGCGAAGACAGCGGCUCCAGCCCGGCAGGAAGCUUAAAGAUGGAGCCCAAGACUAAAGGAUUGAAACAGCAGCAGCAGCAGCAUAAGAAACUUCUGGCUGCGAUGCUUUCCCAGGAUUCCUUCGAGUCCACCCACAGCCCCACACCAUCUGUAAUAGAGGAAGACAUCGACAAUGAAGACGAUGCAAUGGAGUUGCUGGAAGAUCUGGAUGACCUGAGAAUGGAGGGUGUAACCACCCUGGUACUUUCGGGGAGCAAAUUUAACCAAGGUCGUCCUACUCACCCUGCUGAGCCACAGGCCAAGGUCACACUGAACAUCUGUUCAAGGUGUGCCAGGCUUCAAGGAGACAAUCUGAUGGAAAGGACAGAAGACACACUACAGCCAUUUCAUUCUCCAGAGGAGAUAAUCCCAGAUUCAUUGGAUUCUUUACCUGGGACUGAAGAAACUCUCAUGGAGGAAGGUGAAGAUUUCGAGAAAACACCAAAAUUAACAGAAUCUAUCCAGGAUGCCAGUAAAGCUGCUAGAGCCGGGGUCCUACAGCAGGCAAGUUUAUCUGACCAAGUUUUGGGAUCUGGUGGGAUUUUUUUCUUUAGUCAUUUCAGGGAUGUUGAUUUCUAAAACAGUAGGGAUGGAAAUAUUAGAUCAGACCUAUGCAAAUAUUAUCUUUUAAAACUUCUAAGAGUUUUGAAAAAUGUAACUUCUAAAUGUCAUAUUCACAUAGAAAAAAAUGGCCUAAUGGAUGAGCUAUGGUACAAUAAAUGUUCAAACAUUAAUUGUAGUUUUGGAAAGUAAUGCAACGUUUCUACAUCCUUUUAUUACAUCACAGCCAAAGUAUGACAUUACUUACUGAGAUUAGUUAAAUUUUGCCUUUGUGUUUUAAGGGAAUGUGGCAGGAGAAUGUGCACAGUAUAAACAAAUACAAUUGAUCUUUCUGGGUGGAUGAUACCCAAUAAGAUAUGGGACAUCAUGCUCUGCUUGUCCAGGGAUACUAUCAUGGGCCAUUGAUUUUUUGCAAUGACGAUAAGCAAAAGGGAAAAUAGUUUUUGACAUUUUCAAUAUUUUGAAGUCGGUUUUGGCUCCUACAAAUUUUAAUGGAUUUGUAUAUAACUGGAUUGAACAGGAAGGAAAGUAAUGUGGAUGAUAUUUGUGUUGAGAAAUAAAGCCUGGUGUCUUUGAUUAUAACUUGUACCGGUGUGCUCCAUGAAACACAUUACUAUUGACUCCUUUAAUAGAGGGAGAAAAGCAUUAUGUUCCCAAUAAUAGAAUUUUCCUUACAUUCUUGUCUUUUUUUUUCCAAAUAAGAAAACUGCAUUGAUGCUCCAAAACAGCAGAUACAGAGUGCUUUCCUACACAAACUUACUUGUUUGUGGACUUCAUCUUCCAACUACAUUCAUUUAGACCAAACCUUUUUUCUUAUUAUAUAAGAUUCUCACACACAUAACUGGAGUCUCAGAAAUGAGAUAAUUCAAAUAAACUGAAAAAAAUGUCCUUUCUAUAUGCUGACCUUUUAUUAUUUGUAUAGGAUUUUAAAAUUACUGAAUUUUUAAAAAAUUCUCAUGAAUGAGUGUUUGCUUGUGUGUAUAUCAGUGCACCAACUGUGUUUCUAGUGCCCUUGGAGACCAGAAGAAGCAUUAGAGUUAUAGACAGUCGUGAGCAUGCCAUGUGCCAUGAGCUGCACUAAAUUGAACCCAGGUCCUCUGGGAGAGUAGCUCAAAGCUGUAAUCACUAAGCCUUUUCUCCAGCCCCUUAUUUUCUUCAUUUUAAAUAGAAUGAUAAGCAUAUUCUCACAGAAUUUUAUACAGCUAGUUGUAAAGUUUGCAUAUUAGUGUAGCCAUGUAUUAUAGAAUGUUAAUGUCUUCUUAUUGCUCAUCUUGGAAAGUAUAAGACUAUUCACUUUAGUGUGAAACAAGAAGAUAAUAUUGUCAUACUUGAACAAAUGUCAGGCUUUUAGGUUGGAUAUUCCCAUCCAGGUUGCCCUAAGCUAUCAAUGUGAUCAGCAGCUAUGAUCAGGACCUGAGGAUGUUACUAGGAACUCAGCUUACCAAACCCGUGGGUAAUUAUUUAUAUCUCACUUCCUAGCAAAUAGCUAAUUCUAAGUCCCUUGGUGUGUUACACAAAUAUUAAUUUUCUCUGUUUGUUUUAAUGUGAAAAGAGCUGCAAAUGUUGACUUAGUUUGCUUGGGAUUUUAUUCAUGGGGUAAUUCUUUAGAGGAAACACUGCAUAUAAAUUUUAGAUAGUCUCUGAAACCUUCAUGCAAGCUAAAUACUUUAAAAGGUCAAACCCUGUGGUACUUUAAAAUUCUUCAUCUGUUCAAUUAAAAAGUCCAUUUGGCUUGUUUGCCAAGCAUCAGGAUUGCUUACCAGGAUUAAGCAUUCUUAUAUCGUAUAUAAGUGAAAAUAAAAAUAAAAUAAU